This is a messenger RNA of Nerophis ophidion (straightnose pipefish), 1972 nucleotides long. RefSeq names its product cholinergic receptor, nicotinic, delta (muscle) (gene chrnd). Gene Ontology annotation, biological process: regulation of membrane potential; nervous system process; monoatomic ion transmembrane transport. Gene Ontology annotation, cellular component: synapse; neuron projection; postsynaptic membrane. The coding region runs from base 100 to 1665 and encodes 521 amino acids. NCBI's taxonomy places the organism in Eukaryota, Metazoa, Chordata, Actinopteri, Syngnathiformes, Syngnathidae. Gene Ontology annotation, molecular function: transmembrane signaling receptor activity; acetylcholine-gated monoatomic cation-selective channel activity. The record is from RefSeq and is a predicted model, not a curated record. The transcript is spliced from 12 exons.
UUCCCACAGCUGCCGGCUGUCAAUCAAACGUACUUUGGCAGAAGGUCAGCAGGCGGGAGGACGAGCGAGUUCCGACAUUUGACAACAUUCAGGCUGGACAUGAGGGCUGGACAUGCUGCUGCUGCUGCUGUGCUUCUCCUCUCGCUGCUCCUGCCUGCGUGCUGGUGCAGGAACGAGGAGGAGCGCCUCAUCAACUUCCUGUUCAAGGAGCGCGCCUACAACAAGGAGCUGCGUCCCGUGCAGAGGCAGCAGGACGCCGUGGACGUCUACCUCGCUCUCACCCUCUCCAACCUCAUCUCCUUGAAAGAAGUGGACGAGACGCUGCUCACCAACGUUUGGAUCGACCACACAUGGACAGACUACCGGCUGACGUGGAACGAGACCGAGUUUGACGGCAUUAAUAUGCUCCGCCUCCCGUCCAGCAUGGUGUGGCUUCCAGAGAUCGUGCUGGAAAACAACAACGACGCCCAGUUCCAGGUGGCCUACUACAGCAACGUGCUGGUGGACAGCAGCGGUCUGUGCUACUGGUUGCCUCCCGCCAUCUUCCGCUCCUCCUGCUCCAUCAACGUCAACUACUUCCCCUUCGACUGGCAGAACUGCACGCUCAAGUUCACCUCGCUCACGUACAACGCCAAGGAGAUCCGAAUGCUCCUGAAGGAGGAGGCAGACGAGACGAGCAAGUGGACAGUGGAGUGGAUCAUCAUCGACCCCGCUGGUUGGACAGAGAACGGCGAGUGGGAGGUGAUCCACCGUCCGGCAAAGAGGAACACCUACAGGCACAUUCCCAUGGAGAGCAACAAGCACCAGGACAUCACCUUCUACCUGAUCAUCAAGCGCAAACCUCUCUUCUACAUCGUCAACAUCAUCAUCCCCUGCGUGCUCAUCUCCUUCCUCGCCUCACUCGUCUACUACCUGCCUGCCGACAGUGGCGAGAAGAUGACCUUGUCCAUCUCGGUGCUGCUCGCUCAGUCUGUCUUCCUGCUGCUGAUCUCUCAAAGGCUGCCGGAAACAUCCAUGUCUGUUCCGCUUAUCGUCAAGUAUCUGAUGUUCAUCAUGGUGCUCGUGACGGUGGUGGUGUUAAACUGCGUGGUGGUCCUCAAUCUGCACUUCAGGACCCCGAGUACUCACGUCAUGUCUGAGUGGACCAAGAGGUUCUUCCUUGAGCGUCUGCCUCGCAUCCUGCGUAUGUCCCGCCCGGCGGAGGCGGAGCCUUACUGGGACGGGGCGCUGCCACGGCGGUCCAGCUCGGCGGGCUACAUCGCCUCGGCCGAGGAGUACUACAGCGUCAAGUCUCGCAGCGACCUCAUGUUCGAGAGGCAGUCGGUGAGACACGGCCUCACCGCCCGACCCACACACGCCGCAGUGAAAAAGCUGCAGGGGGACGGCGGCGUCACGGAACAGCUGUACGGGGAAAUCAAGCCGGCAGUGGACGGAGCCAACUACAUCAUCAAGCACAUGCGCAACAAGAACGACUACAACGAGGAGAAAGACAACUGGAGCGGCAUCGCUCGCACGGUGGACCGACUCUGUCUCUUUCUGAUCACCCCGGUGAUGACCUUUGGCACCAUUAUCAUCUUCCUCAUGGGCCUCUACAACCACCCUCCGCCUUUGCCUUUCGCUGGAGAUUCCUACAACUACAGAGAGGAAAACCCUCGUCUAAUGUGACAAACACACACACACACACACGUAUUCUCUUGUCUUUGACUUUUGUUUUGGCUUUUUUUCUGUAGCGUGAUGUGAAUAAUGAAAUUAGAUCAAUUUAAUCAGAAUGACAGGGCGUAAGUGUGCAUUUGUUUUGUAUUUUGGAUGUAAUUAACCACUACAAGUGUCUAACCGGGACAAAAACACUUCUUGGGAAUGCAGUAAUUAUAUUAUUAUUAUAGUAUAUGCUGUAAUUAUGUACCUGGACUAAACUGCAAAGUGGACAUGUGCUGUGCUUUGUAGUAAAACAAGCGCUCAUUUUAUCCUGUAA